Molecule: messenger RNA, 2393 nt
Organism: Coccidioides immitis RS
Lineage: Eukaryota; Fungi; Ascomycota; Eurotiomycetes; Onygenales; Onygenaceae
Product: ubiquitin conjugating enzyme
Exons: 9
Coding region: 578-1903 (441 amino acids)
Biological process (GO): negative regulation of apoptotic process
Cellular component (GO): nucleus
Molecular function (GO): cysteine-type endopeptidase inhibitor activity; ubiquitin conjugating enzyme activity
Source: RefSeq, a predicted model, not a curated record
CUCACGGAGCGUUUACUAUUUAUCCGCCCACGACUCCAUCUCACUCAGAUGAUUGUUUCCUCUUUUCGCCAUUUGAAUUUGCAUUUCCUCCCUAAGAGUCCCUGGAUGUUCCAAGGUCAAUGAGACGGGCAUAGAUUCACGCUAUGCUGGGCCGAUAUUAGAUGGAUUUCUGGUUCCUAUUAUGCAUCAACGUCAUCAUUUGAAGCAGUACAAAUUUAAAAGUGAAUAUUAACUGGCAUAUUGACAAAGGGCACAUCCCCUCAGGCGGAUAAAUCUGUCAUUUCUGAUUCUUUGUAAAGGAUUCUGCCCGUUCAUCCAGCUCCAAAUCAACAUUUAGUCUUUCACCACGCCGUCUGAAUCCUGAUCUUGCACUUCUUAACUGCUUUUGAUUUGACUAAAGGGCAUUCUUCACUGUCUAAUUUUUCCAUUGCAUGACUGAUUAUGAUGUGUUGUUGUUGUUGCUGUCUGACCGCGUCUCCCCACAUUUGUGUCUGAUAGCCAACUUGCAUUCCGAGGGGCACACAGCUCCCAACUUCUUGUCAUAACCCACCGUCCUCUCGACAAAACUCUCAACAAAAUGGCCAACCAGGCUAUCCUUCGAAUUGGCCGGGAAAUCAGCCAGUUGCAACAAGGAACAGAUCUAUCAUUGGCUGUGGCUUGUCAGGAAGAAGACAUUCGCAAUGUCAGAGCCAUGAUAAUCGGACCCGCUGAGACUCCAUAUGAGUUUGGCUUUUUUGAGUUCUCCAUUAGAUUUCCAAAAGAUUACCCCGCAAGCCCUCCCAAGGUUGAGUCAGUCACUACCAAUGGGGGCAGAUGUAGGUUCAAUCCUAAUAUUUAUGCUUGUGGAAAAGUCUGCUUAUCUAUUUUGGGUACUUGGCGUGGCGAGAGUGGAGAGCAAUGGUCUUCAGCCCAAGGGCUGGAAUCCAUUUUGAUUUCCAUCCAGAGCCUGCUGUCGUCCAACCCGUACGAGAACGAACCCGGUUAUGAGGACGCCAGGGCGGAGAGUGAUUUAAGGGCAAUGGAUAAAUAUAUUGAAAAGAUUCAUCAUGAAUCCCUGCGUGUCUCUGUGGUUCAGCGUCUGGAGGACGCACUAGGAAUACAGCCAGAUGGUACUGUUAUCUCGCCAUCCGGCAAUUUGUCGGACGAUCCAGAUGAAGAUGAAGACGAAAAACCACCAUUUGAGCCGUUUCACGAUCUUUGCAAGAGACGCGUGCUUUGGUAUUACGAAUCAUACAUUAACAUAAUAAAAGAACAAGAAACCAAAAACUCCGUCGGGACGCGCUUUGAACGAAUGCCUUUUGAGGGUGGUGGUAAUACGAUGGAUGGGCGCUUCAACUAUCCCGACCUUAAACAGCGCCUUGUUCGCAUCAAAGAUUGCAUUAUUCAGGAAACUGAUGGUUGGGCGGCUGAAGGAAUGAAAGCGAAAUCCAACGAUGCCAGGAUAUCCGUGAGUUUGCAACGACAAUACGAGCAGAUCACGGAAGACCUGAAAGCCAAAAAUAAUUUCACCGUCGAUAUCAGCCUUGAGGAUGGCAACCCGUUUGUCUGGCAAUUGACCUACUUUGGGCGGCCAAUGACGCAUCUUGAUGGGGGUAUUUUCCGUAUCAAGAUUUGCCUCAGCCCACAUUUCCCAGAGGCCCAGCCUCGUGUCUUUGUGCAGACGUCUCUGUUCCAUCAUCGGGUCUCGAAAGAUGGUGUCCUUUGUUACUUUUGCAGAAAGACAGAAGAUAUGAAAUCCCAUGUGGAGGCCAUCGUGGCAGCUUUGGAGGAUGAAUCACCGCGAUAUGACCCGCGUGCGACAGUCAAUCCAGAAGCUUCGAACUUAUUCUGGGGCUCUCCGGACCAAAAGAAGCAAUAUACUCGUUUGCUUAGACGCUCGGUUCAGCGUAGUAUUGAGGAAUAAUGCUAGAUAAUGAAAUACGACAAUUGCACCCAUUGCUCAUGAUGUCCGUGAUCUUGAUACAGUUUUUGCUAAGAUAUUUUUUCUUUUCUAUGGGCAUUGCGAUACCUGAACACGUUAGCCCGUUUCGUUUUCUUUCAACAACUACAAAUUCGGACUACUUACUGCAAACAAAUCACGUAGACCUCAUUUGUUUACUAAUGUAUCCAAUGGGUCUAAAUCAAGAAGUUUAUAUCACCUUUAACCAGGCUGUUCGCUUUCGCUGGUUGUGCUGUGAGAGAUAGUAGCAGAUUCUCCUUAAUUUAUGCUGUCUCUCUACUUUUUAUAUCAACACUGGGUUUUCGAUUACUUUGCUCUUCUUUGGUUGACAUACCAACUGAUAUUUAAUGCUUGAGAAUCAAAACAGGGCUUGAGAUGUGUUGACUAAUUACUUCUAACCCGUUUCACCCUUAGGCCUACCCAACAAUAAGCCCAAACUUACCUUUUCCUUCCA